Colias croceus (clouded yellow) is the source of this 2583-nucleotide messenger RNA. RefSeq names its product putative fatty acyl-CoA reductase CG5065. Gene Ontology annotation, molecular function: alcohol-forming very long-chain fatty acyl-CoA reductase (NADP+) activity. Gene Ontology annotation, biological process: long-chain fatty-acyl-CoA metabolic process. Bases 163 to 1653 code for a protein of 496 amino acids. Gene Ontology annotation, cellular component: peroxisome. NCBI's taxonomy places the organism in Eukaryota, Metazoa, Arthropoda, Insecta, Lepidoptera, Pieridae. The transcript is spliced from 13 exons. The record is from RefSeq and is a predicted model, not a curated record.
GCACCUCUGCGCGCAUCCGCAAGUUUGGAUCUUUCAUUGCGGUGCCAAACUUGUUCUGACGAGUCAGCUUCCUUUUCUUCUGGACUUUUGUGAAGCCAUCCUCGUCGACGCCCUUCGUUUUUGAAGUUGAACUUUUCCGCACAGGCGAAACGUAAAUUCAAAAUGGCGCCAUCUAUCGGCGUGUCGGAGUACUACGCCAACAAGACGGUGUUCAUCACCGGGUCGACGGGCUUCAUGGGCAAGGUGAUGAUCGAGAAGAUGCUGAGAUGCUGUCCCGAGGUGAAGAAGAUAUACAUGCUGAUGCGGCCCAAGAAGGGGCAAGGGACUAAGGAACGGUUGGAUGAUUUUAUCAAUUGUAGGAUAUUCGACAAACUGCAAGCCACAUCGCCGGACUGUUUCGACAAGCUAUCCGUGAUCCCAGGCGAUAUCUUGCAGGAAGACCUGGGCAUCUCUGAGGAACACAGGCAGGAGUUGCAGGAGCACGUGCAGAUUGUGUUUCAUUGCGCUGCCUGUGUUAGAUUCGACAUGUUCAUCCGAGACGCUGUCAACAUGAACACGGUGGGAACGAUGAAAGUGCUAAAACUCGUGGAAGGCAUGAAGAAAUUGGAGGUGUUCGAGCACGUGUCGACCUCGUACUGCCGCUGCGAGCUGCACACGCUGCAAGAGAAGCUGUACCCGGCGCGCCACUCCCCGCAGCACGUCGCGCACGCCGCGCGCUGGAUGGACGACGAGCUGCUGGCGCACUUGCAGCCCAAAUUAAUAGAGCCUCAACCGAACACAUAUGCGUAUACAAAGAAUCUGACAGAGGAUCUGGUCACACAGUAUGAAGGGAAGUUUCCAAUCGUUAUUGCCAGACCUUCCAUUGUGACGGCUGCAUACAAAGAGCCUUUACCAGGCUGGGUGGACAAUUUUAAUGGUCCCACGGGUCUGCUAAUUGGAGCUGGGAAAGGUGUUAUCCGCACGAUGCAUUGCAAUGAAAACUAUUUAGCUGAUGUGAUGCCCGUGGACAUGGCGGUCAACGCUUGCUUAUUGCUUGCGUAUCUUACUGCUCUUGAUAAGCCAAAAGAAAUCCGUGUAUGUAACGUGACACAAUCAGGAGUGAAUCCUCUCACUUGGGGACAUGCUUUAGAUUUGGGUCGCAUCCACGUGCAAGAGUUCCCGUUCUCCGUGUGCCUGUGGUACCCGGGCGGGUCCGCCAAGUCGUCCCGCGCCGCGCACCGCCUCGCCGCGCUGUUCACGCACCAGCUGCCCGCUUAUAUUGUGGACCUGCUCAUGUUCCUCAUGGGCAAGAAGACCUUUAUGGUCAAAAUCCAGAAACGCGUGAACUAUGGUCUAGAAGUGUUGCAGUACUAUACCACUAAGGAAUGGUACUUCGAGAAUGAUUUCUAUCGCUCACUACCAGAUCGUGUGUCGGAGAAUGAUAGAAAAGUGUUCUACACUGACAUGAGACUAGUGGAAUGGAGUCCCUACAUCCGUAACUACAUAAAGGGAGCCCGUGAGUUCUGCUGCAAGGAAGAUCCGAGCACGCUUCCCGCGGCGCGCCGCCGGCAAAGGCAACUGUACUACCUGGAUCUUCUAGUGCAAACGUUAGUGUAUGGACUCCUUGCUUACUUCGUCUACUACUACAUUAUCCGAAUUUUAAUACAAGUAUAGCACUAAUUUUAUUGUAAAUAGAGUCUAUAUUCCGCUGAACUGCCUCAGGUCUACAAUGUUACCACUACAAAAAUUCAAAUAAAAAAAAAGAUAAGCUCAAUUUGACAGCUGUCAAAAUUGUCAUUUGAUAGGGAAAUUCGGUAAAUUUUAGGGGAGCUAUGUUUUAUGAGCCACGAAUAGUAUUAAGAUGUUAUUUGAUUUUACUGUAUUGUUAUGCUUAUCUAGUGACAGUCAUACUUUAUUGUUUACUAGUUCAUGAAUGCAAUUUGUGAAUGUAUGCCUUCAUUUUGCGUGUUACCAUGUAUAAAAAAUAUUGUGUGUAACCUAUCCUGAUUCUCUGCACAUUAAGACUGGAAAGACGAGGAAACUGAUAAAAAUAAUUUUAGAGCAGCAUUUGAAUUCUCCGAACAAAAAAAAGAACCUUACAUAAAACCCUUUUUUGUAAAUCUAAUGUUAUGAGUUAUGACUAUUGAGUCAUAACAAUGAAUAGUUUAGAACUAUGAACUAUGAACUUAUGGCGAAUUUAAAAUAUUUUUGUGUGUUUCCUGCGAAAUAUUUGCAUUUAAGGGACUCGGAAUACUGUCACUAGAUGGCAUUAAUUUCAUCUAGUUAUUGUAAUGGUUAUUAUAGCUUCAAUUUUAAAAAUAAGUGUAAAUAUAAAAACGUAUUUAAUCGAUAGGUUUUUAAUUGUUUUAAGAUAAUGCAUUUAUAUUUGUUAUGUGGGCUGGCCUGUGUAUGUUACAAAACUCAACUAAGACGUAUAUUAUGGAAAAAGAUCAGAAAAAUAGUUAGAUAAUAGUAGUUUAUUCAAAUUACGUACAAAUUAACGUACGCAAAAUACAAUAAUUACUAUAAUAUAAUAUGUCAAAUAAAAGUUACCAUAUUAAUAUUGUGAAUGUAAUGAAAACCAAUCAAAUUUACAACAUCGAC